Xiphophorus maculatus (southern platyfish) is the source of this 2094-nucleotide messenger RNA. Its product is annotated as leukocyte immunoglobulin-like receptor subfamily B member 3A. Gene Ontology annotation, biological process: cell surface receptor signaling pathway. Gene Ontology annotation, molecular function: transmembrane signaling receptor activity. Bases 216 to 1922 code for a protein of 568 amino acids. The record is from RefSeq and is a predicted model, not a curated record. The transcript is spliced from 11 exons. Lineage: Eukaryota; Metazoa; Chordata; Actinopteri; Cyprinodontiformes; Poeciliidae.
GCAGUGUGACACUGAGCUGCUCAGUGGAGCCCUCUGCUGGAUGGAAGUACAGAUGGUUCAGACGGACCUCAGAUUCUUCUUUUGUUGAAUUCAGCAGAAAUAAUGAAGAAAACAGAGAAAUCACUGUGACACAAGGAGGAAUCUAUAAGUGUGAUGGAAAGAGAGGAAAUCCCUCAUUCUACAGUCAUUCAAGCCAUGAGAACAUCAUUGAAAUAAUGUUUUCCAACAAGGUUUUUGUGACUCGACGACCAAACUGGCCUCAGAUGUUCAGUGGUGAGUCGAUCACUCUGACAUGUGAGGUCCAGGGAGGAGAAACCACUGAGUGGACGUGUGAAUGGAGGACAUCUGGGUCAAUAAUACACAAGACAGACAGUAAAGACUGGACUUUCAAUGUCUCUGAGUCCAGCAGUGGAAACUACAUGUGUCAGUGUAGAAGCAGAGAUGACUGGUAUUCUUCAACACAGUGGAGUGAAACCAUCACACUGUCUGUAUCAACUAAACCUGGAGCCAAACUAUCAGCAGGUUCAUCAACCAUACCAGUAGGGGGCAGUGUGACACUGAGCUGCUCAGUGGAGCCCUCUGCUGGAUGGAAGUACAGAUGGUUCAGACGGACCUCAGAUUCUUCUUUUGUUGAAUUCAGCAGAAAUAAUGAAGAAAACAGAGAAAUCACUGUGACACAAGGAGGAAUCUAUAAGUGUGAUGGAGAGAGAGGAAAUCCCUCAUUAUACAGUCAUUCAAGCCUUGAGAACAUCAUUGAAAUAAUGUUUUCCAACAAGGUUUUUGUGACUCGACAACCAAACUGGCCUCAGAUGUUCAGUGGUGAGUCGAUCACUCUGACAUGUGAGGUCCAGGGAGGAGAAACCACUGAGUGGACGUGUGAAUGGAGGAGAUCUGGGUCAAUAAUACAGUGGACAGACAGUAAAGACUGGACUUUCAAUGUCUCUGAGUCCAGCAGUGGAAACUACACAUGUCAGUGUAGAAGCAGAGAUGACUGGUAUUCUUCAACACAGUGGAGUGAAACCAUCAGACUGUCUGUAUCAAGUGCUAAACCCAGAGCCAAACUGGCAGCAGGUUCAUCAACCAUACCAGUAGGGGGCAGUGUGACACUGAGCUGCUCAGUGGAGCCCUCUGCUGGAUGGAAGUACAGAUGGUUCAGACGGACCUCAGAUUCUUCUUUUGUUGAAUUCAGCAGAAAUAAUGAAGAAAACAGAGAAAUCACUGUGACACAAGGAGGAAUCUAUAAGUGUGAUGGAAAGAGAGGAAAUCCCUCAUUCUACAGUCAUUCAAGCCUUGAGAACAUCAUUGAAAUAAUGUUUUCCAACAAGGUUUUUGUGACUCGACAACCAAACUGGCCUCAUAUCUUCAGUGGUGAGUCGAUCACUCUGACAUGUGAGGUCCAGGGAGGAGAAACCACUGAGUGGACGUGUGACUGGAGGAGAUCUGGGUCAAUAAUACACAAGACAGACAAUAAAGACUGGACUUUCAAUGUCUCUGAGUCCAGCAGUGGAAACUACAUGUGUCAGUGUAGAAGCAGAGAUGACUGGUAUUCUUCAACACAGUGGAGUGAAACCAUAACAGUAACUGUAUCCAGUCCUGUCAUCUCUUCAUUUCCUGUGAUGUUGAUCGUUGGACCAGUUAGUGGAAUCGUUCUCAUUGUCCUCCUGCUCUUGUUGUGGCGCUGCAGACGGUCCAAAGAUUUGAGCUGCAUCAGGUCAUUUCAGUCUGAAAGCAGCAGCCAGAGGCCGACCACUAAUCAUGGAGUGAACCAGACUGAAAGUGAUUACAGCUUUCUGCUGCAUGGCACCACGUCUGUGUAUGAGACAAUCCAUAACCGUGGAGCCACUGGAAAAGAGAGACCUCCUGAUCCAGAAGAAGGUUCUGUUUACGUUAAUGUGAGACCAGAUAAUUACAGCUCAGCAUGAAGGUCAGAUAAACACCUGAUUGAUUAGAUUGUUACUGAUCAUUUUUUCUUCAAUCAGGAAAAUUUGCUGCCACAUUCAGCAGUUCUGAUAAGAUUUCUGUUGUUUAGUUGUGAAUUCCUGAUUUUAUCUCAUUUGUCUGUUUCUCUGUAACAGUACUUUAUUAUUCUGCCAA